UAGUGUUCAAAAUCCAGCACUAGUGCAAGUCAUUUCCGAAAGGAAAAUAUGAGAAAAGCCAAGCUUUUGUACCUAGAGAAACCCCUAGCUAGAAAGAGUGUUGAAACAAAACUCCUCUUUCCAAAAUUGUUGGUCCAAUGAACAAAAAGACCAUUUUACCCUAUCACACUGAGUCAUCACACUCUCAUACAAAGUAACUUCGGUUUUUUGUCCCCACUACUAAGACAAACAGCAUCAUAAUCUUCUUUCGCCAAUGAUACAAUCCCUAUCAUCUUCUCACAAACAAGAAUAUCAUCAACAACUAAAAAGAAAAAAAAAAGCAAAAUUCUUACAAAACAGAAAACAACAACAACAAUCUUACAUUUGCACCAAAGAAAAGAAAAUAAAAAGUUGGUUUCUUUUUCCAUGGCAGAAUUCUGUAGCAGCAGCAGCAGUAGUAUCACCAUUUCAAACAACAAAUCAAACAUAACCCACAUAGCAUCUGACCAUCUUUUCUCAAUCUUACUAUUACUACCCAUAGAAUCAGUUCUUUCAUUUACUAUGGUUUGUAAAAGAUUCAAACUUGUAGCUUGUUCUGAAACUUUGUGGGAAUCUAUAUGUAGAAGGGAUUGGGGUAAUUCUUAUGUUGAUGCACUUUUAUCUUCUUCACCCCCUGAACAUCAACUUUCAUGGAAAAAGCUUUAUCAACUAGUUACUCAAAUGGGUUCUGUUAAUUGUAUCAGAUUAUCUUGUUUUGAUGACACUUCAGCUUUUCCAAGACCCAGAGCUUCUCACUCUAUUAAUUUUGUUUCCGAUUGUCUGGUCUUGUAUGGAGGUGGCUGUGAGGGAGGGCGCCAUUUGGAUGACACUUGGGUUGCAUACAUUGGCAACGAAUUUAAGACGAUUCUCUGGCAAAAGACCAAUUCAGGAGUUCCAAGCGGAAGAUUUGGCCAAACCUGUGCAGUUGUUGGUGAAACUCUUGUCCUCUUCGGGGGGAUUAACGAUCACGGUCUCCGCCAGAACGAUACAUGGGUAGGUCAUGUUCUGCGCGAUGAAAUGCUUCAAAUUACAAUCUCGUGGAUGCUUCUCGAAGUGGGUUCUGCUGCACCUCCUCCUCGUGGAGCUCAUGCCGGAUGUUGUGUGGACGGCAAGAAAAUGCUGAUCCAUGGAGGAAUUGGGCUGGAUGGGUUAAGAUUGAACGAUACAUGGAUUUUAGAUUUAUCCAAUGGUAUAUACUCUGCCGCAUGGCAUGAGGUUGUUACUCGACUUUCACCUCCAGCACGUUCAGGACACACUUUGACCUGUAUUGGAGGAACUCGAAUGGUUCUUUUUGGUGGAAGAGGUAUUGGUUAUGAAGUCCUCAAUGAUGUGUGGCUCUUUGAUAUUGCAGAGGAAUACCCUGAAUGGGUUCCAUUGAUAUACGAUUCCGCUGACGUCCCUGUGGGUAUUCCUCCCCCACGAGUGGGUCACUCGGCUACUCUUGUCUUAGGAGGAAGACUGCUAAUCUAUGGAGGAGAAGAUUCAUCUCGACACCGAAAAAAUGAUUUUUGGAUGUUGGAUAUUAACGGUAUACCAACGGCAAAAGCAUGUACUAACUCACAAGAGCUAAGGGUAUUAUCUAAGAAGGUUUGGAAGAGAUUGAAACUAGAAGGCCAUAAGCCGGGUUCCAGGUCAUUUCACCAGGCAUGUGUAGAUAAAUCAGGCUGCAAUAUUUACGUGUUUGGUGGAAUGGUUGAUGGACAGGUCCUGCCUGCUGAAGCAUUUGGUUUGAGGUUUGAUGGAGAGCUCUAUCUAAUAGAGCUUUUGCUCCAACCGUGGAAGUACGAAAUCGAAACAGUUGAUGUAUCUCUUUCUCUAGAUGGCUAAUCUCGCUAUGUGAAACCGUCUGUAAAUAAAGAGUAGCUCUAUUAUGUAACUCAAUAAUCUUCCACAUUAAUGGACAUAGUUUAGAAUAAGAAAGAACAGUUCUUCUCAGGGUUUUGAGUUA
This is a messenger RNA of Papaver somniferum (opium poppy), 1966 nucleotides long. Its product is annotated as F-box/kelch-repeat protein At1g51550-like. Gene Ontology annotation, molecular function: protein binding. NCBI's taxonomy places the organism in Eukaryota, Viridiplantae, Streptophyta, Magnoliopsida, Ranunculales, Papaveraceae. The transcript has 2 exons. The record is from RefSeq and is a predicted model, not a curated record. The coding region runs from base 406 to 1845 and encodes 479 amino acids.